UUAAAGAAGACUCUCGUGUGGCAUAAACCGAGUUUAGAUCCGAUCCUGAAGUUAUUAGCCGUUGUUGACGUCAUAUGCAAUGCACGAGGAGGAGUCUCUUUAUUAAAAUACUGACUUGGAUACUCGAGAAAACUUCAUGACUCUGCAGCGGGAGUAAAUUCAAAUCACAUUUGCGCGGCAGCCUUUCAUUAGACGGUUUAUGCUGUCAUAUUAGACAUUAAAGUUUCGUGAUUUAAACUCCGACAAGAAGCAUUUUCUCAUAGGGCAUUGUUUAUUAUUAAACUCGGGUUUUAACGUUGAACAUUCUGUAUUCUCACUGACUCGUCAUGAUGGACAAUUUGAUGCCACGAUCAAUUUAUUAAACCUCAUUAAAUAACAGGGUAGAAGAAAAUUGAACGACUGUCAUGUUUAUCACACUUCGAACAGAGCUGAAAAACAACCCACCCAGCUCUCACUACUUCAUUUGAGCAGCACUGACAUUUUAGGACCCUGUCUGCUUCCAGUUUCAUCGAUGUUAAGAUAUGAAAUGAAAACAAAAAGCAAUUUGUGGCACAAGCCUGAUUGAUCACCUCAUUUUGUUGAGUUACACGAAAUAAGCAACCCGAAUUAUAUUGUCAAAUAGACUGCGACCAGCUGGAACAAAGAUCUGCCAAUCAUUAAACAUUUCGUGGAAAUUUCCUAAUUGAUCAAUCUUUUCGAGCGGAUGCCGACAUCAAGUCGAACAGUUAUCCCGCCUUCACUAGGACAUAAAUAUAGAUACGUUACUAAGUGAAGAAACCAGAAAAAAAAAUCAUUUGCCAGCGUAAGAGCGGAAAAAGAAACUGAACGGCGAUGUCGGAAAACGUGAAUAGAACGAUGAAUGGAACACAGUCAUGGAGCUGCCCCAGCAAUCCUAGAGCAGAAAAAAAUUGGAAUAACAUUUGCUUACUGCCUGAUCUUCAUUUUUUCGUUGGCUGGGAACACCGUCAUUGGAAUUAUUGUCUACAAGACGAAAACCAUGAGAAAACCCAUCAACUUUUUCAUUGUAAACAUGGCCAUGUCCGAUCUGCUGUUUCGGAUUUUCUUGAUUCCUUUGGAGAUACAAACGCUCUAUAAAGACUCCUGGUUGAUCGGUGGUCCUUUUGGCCAGGUCUUAUGUAAGCUGGUUGCCUUCUUAACAGAAGUUUCCUCUACUGUGUCCUUUCAGAGCCUGGUUCUGAUAGCAGUGGAUCGAUUUGGUGCUGUGGUAUUUCCUCUCCGUUCUCCACUCAUCAGUUCAAAUCUGUGCCUGUUUAUUAUUCUCGCCACUUGGAUCGUCGCGAUAGCUGUUUAUUCCCCAGUUCUCUUCGUCUGCAAAGUUGUUGAACAUCCAGAGAAGCUGGUUUGUCAGCAGAACUGGAAUGAACUUUUUGGAGAAUCCUCAUCCCAUGAGAAUUAUUUCGUGUCCUGUAUAGUUGUAUUCACUUUUAUCCCGUUGGUGUUGAUAACCAUACUUUACGUUACCAUCUUACUAAAGCUCAAGUCACAGAGGAUUCCAGGAGAGCAAUCAGCCAACGCUGGACAACAACGCCAGCAAAGGGAGCGAAAUUUGCUAAAGAUGGCCAUUGCUAUUGUGCUAGGGUUUACAGUAUGCUGGCUGCCCUUCACUAUCCUCUGGUGUAUUCUCCUCUUUACGGACACCAUCAUAUGGCCGAAUUGUGACGACCUAUACUUUGUAUAUGUCGUUAGGUUAAUGGCUAUCGCAAAUUGUGCGAUAAAUCCUUGUAUCUGUUUAAUUUUCAGCAGAAAUUAUCGUAAUGGGCUUAAGGCUCUCUUCAGAUAAAUUAUCUUGAACAGCGCAGCAGCUGAUGAUACUUAUGUAGAGUAGAGAGGUUCAGUCGACUUAAAACUCGUAAGAAACGUUAAUUUAAAACUGCUUCUUAUUUAAAUUCAAUGGACACUAUGGCUUAAAGAACCUUUGCAGGACAGUUUUAAACCUUUCUUUGGACACUGAGUUUGCCCACAUUUUGAAGUUAUUGUGCAAAUUCGAUUUGUGAUUUUCUUAAAUUCAUAGGACGUAUUCAAUCGUCUUAAAGUGUAUAUGGCCCGAAAUUUUGAACACCUGUUUUAAUUUUUUGGUAUUUAAAUUGAGGUAUUGCUUGAUCAGAUUUCGUUAUUAGAACCUUCUAGAGGCGCCCAAAAGUGGUAUUUUCCAGCGCUUAAAGUUAAGCACUUAAGUCAGAAAUAUGCGACAAUUUCCGCGCGGCCACAGAAUGCUCUGUGACGUCAUCAGUUGUGUAGAUUGUGGCGGGAAGAAUGGCGGAUAAGCGAAAUCGAAGAGUCUUCGGAAAGUAUUGUGUAGCUGGCGGCCCUGGUUUAGUUAGCUGCACUAAUUCUAGUUAAACUCCCGGCAUACCGAUGCACCUUUUUACUUCAAACGAAAGUGUGAGAAGGAAAUGGACGAAAUUUGUGCAAAAACACCGGCGCGGGUUCAAACCAUCGAAGACAUCAGUGCUGUGUUCAGUCCAUUUCACACCAGAGAGCUUUUCACGAAGGAUCGACCCAGCAGAUCAGCCUAGUGUUCUAAGAAUUGAAAAAGGAGCAUUUCCAACCAUUGAUGUAGCGAUAACGCAAGGGGAUGUUCCAGCCGUGACAGAUAGAGAGCGAAGAAAGGUAAGUUUGAUUUGACAAAGUCUUAGCUUAUAAGCGCGACUUGGCUUCAAACGGCGUGCCCUUACCGUGCCGAACUGAAUUCAUAGCUCCCUGUAUCAGCUGCCGUUGCUUUGUAGCAUUUAAAAUGAUCUUCAGCAAAGUGCCAUGGAGUUGGGAGGAGUAAAACGCUGCUUUCUUUUCUUAAAGAGUGUGGGAUUGUCUGUGGCCACUUUUGUCUCUGAUCGUCACAGGGGCAUUGCAAAGUGGAUUAGGCAAUGUCAGCCCCAAACAACCUAUAUUUUUUUAUAUUUGGCAUGCUGCUAGAUCAAUAAAUAAGAAAUUAUUGAAAGCCAGUCAGGAAAAGGGACUUGAGCUGAUUAAAGACUGGAUGAGAGGAGUGAGAAAUCAUCUGCACUGGUGCGUGUGGUCAACUCUUCAGGGGUUCGAGGAGUUAAUUUCAGCCAAAUGGAAGUCUCUUUUGGGUCACAUAGGUAACAAACACACAGAACAUCCCGUUUCACUCUUUUCUGCUUGUUCCCAUGGAGAGAUUACCCCACGACGCUGGAUCAAAAUAGAUAAAUACUUUGUGCUAAUUUGGUGCUACUAUACCCGUAAACAGGUUUAUCACUAUGUGUUUCUUUCUUUUUUUAUUUAAAUUCAUAUUAGGCACAAAAGCAUAUGACAAAAUCUCCUCUAUCCUUUCGAGCACGAGAAUCUUAGCUGACAUUAAGAAGCUGUCACCGGAUAUUCAAACCAGCUGCCUGGGGGGGGUUUCAUGCCACCCUUGAUCAUUGGCAUCCAAAAAUGAUCCAUUUCUCUUGGCUUGGUACUUUCUGCAGAUAAUUACAGUCAACAAGGGAAAAUAAUAGUUUUAACACAACUCAAGAGAGGUUAAGACUAGUUCACAUAUGACAGAUGUGAUUUGGCAGGAUUGUACCACUUCACUGCUACUGUAUUGUGUCUUUAUAAUUUACAUCACACAUUUUAGGCACAUUUUGGCAAGCCUAGACUUCAACGAAAACGUUCACAGGGAAAACAGAGACAGGCCAGGGUGGAAAACCUUACCACAAAGUGUCAUAUCCAAAAUAUAAAAUUGGUGAAGAAGUGGUGUGCAAGGUGGCUGUUCAUCCUACAUAUGGUAAGUCUAUUUUCAGACUACCCAACUUCCAAGGGUAGAGAAAGAUAAAUAUGAUGACAGGCGGUCAAAACAUCCUUUAAUUCGCACUUGAUCAUGUUUUAAACGUACCUCAGCCAUUAAAUUUCCCAGCUGAUAUCCUGUUUUACUAAGUAACUUAUGACAGCAAAGUACCUGCAUUCAUUAUCUCCUUAGGUUAUGUCGAUGACAUCCGAAAGCUGCUAUUCAGUUUGCCAUUGAAAGAUCUAGGCAAUGCUAUAAAAAAAAAUAUGAAGAGAAGGUCCCAGAGCCCUUGAACAGAGAGGGAGAGAGGCUGGGUAAAGAUGAGGCCAUACAGCACAAGCAGAAAAACAAGAAGAGGACCAGAUCAGAGCUAUUUCCCCCGGUUGCUGAGCAGGAUGCAAUGCAGGCUGGACAAAAUCAACUGGCUGAGGAAGAACCCCCACCAAA
This is a messenger RNA of Orbicella faveolata, 4195 nucleotides long. RefSeq lists its product as uncharacterized. The record is from RefSeq and is a predicted model, not a curated record. NCBI's taxonomy places the organism in Eukaryota, Metazoa, Cnidaria, Anthozoa, Scleractinia, Merulinidae.